GGGCCAAACCCGACCCAUAUACCCAAAACCCAUUUACCAAAUCAUCACUGACGAGUGAAGACGGGUAGCGAGUUGAGAAUUCUGAUUUUUCAGCCUCCCUCGUCCUCCCACUCAGAAAGCUUCCAUCUUGCAAAAAUGGCCGACGAAGCCAACCGAGCCGCGUUCAUGGAGAUUCAAGGCCGCAUGAUUGAGCUUACUGCGAAAUUGAAGCAGGUGCAGACGCAGAUGCGGAACAAGGAAGGAGAAAAGAAGCGUGCUUUUCUGACCCUGGAGGAGCUGCGGCCUUUAUCUGAUGAUUCAAAUACUUACAAAUCUAUAGGGAGAACGUUUGUUUUAGAGCCAAAGUCGGUGUUAGUGAAUGAACACGAACAAAAGCUCAAGGAUAGUGAGAGUGCAAUAGCCUCGCUCCAGACUUCAAAGGAAUAUAUCGAGAAACAGGUUGCAGAAGUGGAGAGCAACUUGAGGGAGCUAUUGAACCAAGAUCCCGGUCUUGCUCGCCAGAUAAUGUCCAUGACUGUAAUGUAACUUUUAAAUUCGUGAAACUUUUCUGCAGUUAUUCUGUUUUCCAUUCGGAACAAAACAAGAAAUUUGUAGUAUUUAUUUGUUUUCCUCUCAA
Pyrus x bretschneideri (Chinese white pear) is the source of this 616-nucleotide messenger RNA. Its product is annotated as prefoldin subunit 1-like. Gene Ontology annotation, molecular function: protein folding chaperone. The transcript has 6 exons. Gene Ontology annotation, cellular component: cytoplasm; prefoldin complex. Gene Ontology annotation, biological process: protein folding. The coding region runs from base 136 to 525 and encodes 129 amino acids. The record is from RefSeq and is a predicted model, not a curated record. NCBI's taxonomy places the organism in Eukaryota, Viridiplantae, Streptophyta, Magnoliopsida, Rosales, Rosaceae.